Argiope bruennichi is the source of this 5194-nucleotide messenger RNA. RefSeq lists its product as uncharacterized. Gene Ontology annotation, molecular function: RNA-directed RNA polymerase activity. NCBI's taxonomy places the organism in Eukaryota, Metazoa, Arthropoda, Arachnida, Araneae, Araneidae. Gene Ontology annotation, cellular component: nuclear RNA-directed RNA polymerase complex. The transcript is spliced from 9 exons. The coding region runs from base 623 to 4579 and encodes 1318 amino acids. The record is from RefSeq and is a predicted model, not a curated record. Gene Ontology annotation, biological process: siRNA processing.
GUCACUGCUCUGUACUGUAGGUUUAGGUUUAUAUUUAGAAUUGAGAUGAAUAUAAAUUUCAAAAGAGGAUUUUUAAAUAUGAUUGCAACAUUCCUCUACUGAUGAAGGGUCUAUAAAUUUCUACUUCUAGAUGUCCAGAAUUCUAGAUUAUGCUUAUUCUGCUUCUAUUUCUCCAGAUUCUUCAACCAGUGCUCUUCAUAUGAAAAAGUGCCAUUAUCACCCACUUUGACAGAAUUUGUACUUCAAAAUGGCUUCUUCUGUUUUAAAACUGUUCAUAGUUUUCAGAAAGUCUGUAAUAAGCAUUACUGAAGUCAGAGAAAAUGCCCAACAGUUUUUUGAAGCUUAUAAUAAAAGAAAUAAAUUAAACUGCAAAACUGAAAUAUUCACUGUUCGAAAUGUUGAUGUAGAUUUAGUAUAUCAAGCAGAAUUAUAUGAAAUGAAUAUAUGACUAGAUUAUUCAAACUGUCCUAAAUUUCAUACAAAUGACCAGUUUAAAAAAAUAGGUAAAGAUUGGUGUGACAUAAGCAAAAACAAACUGUCUCAUUUAUGGUUAAGACUUGCAGAUCGUUCUGUUCUGCAAAACAAAGGAAAACAGUCUCAUCCUAAUAUUGAAAUCACCGAGAUGGCAUUUGGCACUCUACCUAGUAUGCUGCAUUUUAUGCAGCACUAUUUUUAUGAAACUAAAUCGAAAGAUAAAGAACUAAUGUGUACAUUCUUGCACAAUCAGAGGUUCUUUGCUUUAUAUGCUUGUUUGAAUCAUAAUAUGAAAAUGAAUUAUAAUGGAAAAAAAUCUGAAUGCAAGUAUGCAGGACAAACAUUUAAAUUUAUUGUGUAUUAUAAAUCAAUCAUCAGAGCAGUUAUCAAUGAUAUAUCGGAUAAAGAAAUUGUACAAAUUUUUUUCAUUCUGAAGAAUUUUCCAUUGGUUUACUGUGAAAAGAAAAAUAAAAAAGAUGAUAAGGAAGAAAUUAAAGGUGGUGGUUCAAAAGCUGUAAGUUUAGCUUCAGAUCAAGAAUAUCAAGAAAAGAAAUGGGAAAGGUCUUUAUUUUUUGGUUGUAAAUGCAAUAAUUCAAUUUGUUAUAUAACUAAUAUUGGUAAAUGUCCUGUGUUUAAGAUAGUUUUUGCUAAAAAACAUCGAGCUUAUGGUAUAAUAGACAGAUUAAUUCAAAGAUGUUCUCGGAAUACACAUUUCUUCUACAGCAAAGUGAAAACUGAGAUACCAAUGAAAAAACUUAAUGAUUUUGAAACGUUUCCGUCUGAUACGAAAUCAUUUGAUCAUAUAAUUGAUAGAAAUAUCGUUUCAGAUAAAAUUUUUGCUUCUCAGUAUGCAUGGGAAGUUCUCAAUAGUCUAUCAUUUGAAGUCCAAGAUCAGAUUAUAUUAAAAUAUCACAUAGAUUCUAAAACACAUCAUUGGGAAAUCAUUAGAGAAUAUUUAGAAAAAUGUAUGAAGAACGUUGAUGCUUUUGUUAGUGCUUUGUAUCACAUUAGUGAAUUCAUAAGCAGGAAUGAAGUAUUCACAUUUGAAGAAGUUUUUAUCAAGUGUUUCCGUUACUAUCAAAGAAAUUCAACUCAAUUUGAUCCACCAAAAGGAAUGUGUUUUGUUCGUCGUCUGAUUAUUACUCCUUCUCGCCUGAUUUUCUUGCCUCCUUCAGAGCAUUUUGACAACCGUAUCAUAAGAGAAUAUGGUUCAGAAAACUUGUUGAGAGUUUCGAUUCAAGAUGAUGAUUUCUCAAAAUUAACAUUUGCUGUUCAAUAUCAUACUAGGAAGAAAUAUUUUAUGGACAGGGUAGCUCGGAACCUCUUAAACAAGGGUAUUCCAAUAGGGCCAAGACAUUAUGAAAUACUUGCUGCAUCGAACAGUCAAUUAAGGGGGCAUGGAUUGUGGAUGUUUGCAGAGGACCAUGAAGGAAAUACUGCUGAAAAAAUUAGAAAGUGGAUGGGAGAUUUCAGUCAUAUUAGAAAUGUAGCCAAAUACAUGGCAAGAAUGGGACAAUGUUUUUCCUCUUCUGAAGAAGCUGCACAAAUAGAGCUGACUGAUGAUGAAAUAGUUAAUGUUGAUGAUGAAACAAAUGGUGAUUAUAUAUUUUCAGAUGGAAUAGGAAUGAUUUCUAAAGAAUUAGCAAAUGAUGUGAGAAAGGCACUAAGCACAAGAUUACUUAAUCGAGUUGAUGAUAGUGGGCCUCAUUACAAACCAUCUGCUUUCCAAAUUCGGUUUAAAGGAUGCAAAGGUAUGGUAGCAGAGAAUUUCAUUUUAGAAGGUCGUAAACUGGUCAUUCGUCCUAGCAUGAAGAAAUUUUCAUGUGAUUCAUCAAAUUUAUUAGAGAUUAUCAAAAUAAGUGCUCCUAGUGGAUUAUUUCUGAAUCGCUCAUUAAUAACAAUACUGGAACAGCUGGGAAUAAAAGCAAAUGUUUUUCUCAGGCUGCAAAUAGAAAUGGUUUUGGACAUGACUGAUGCUCUUAUCUAUGAGAAAAAGGCUUGGAAAAUGAUGUCCAAUCUUACAACUCUGGAUUAUCCUUACAAGAAACUUCUCGAGGCUGGAAUUUGCCUCACACAAGAGCCAUUCUUUCGUUCUCUUCUGCUAUCUGUAUAUAAAAAUGCUAUAGAUCAGCUUCGUGUAAAAGCUCGCAUUGCUAUACCUCCUGAGUAUGGGAGAAAUAUGCUAGGUGUGGUAGAUGAAACAGACACAUUAGAAUAUGGUCAAGUGUUUGUUCAAUAUUCAGAAGAACUGGGAUAUAUAGAUUCUCCUACUAAAAUAUUAAAACGCACAGUAGUUGUCACAAAAAAUCCAUGCAUGCAUCCUGGGGAUGUGAGGAAAUUAGAAGCAGUUGAUGUUCCAGCUCUUCAUCAUAUUAAAGAUUGUAUAGUUUUUCCUGCCAAAGGGAAAAGACCUCAUCCUGAUGAAAUGGCAGGAUCAGAUUUGGAUGGUGAUGAAUAUGUAGUGAUAUGGCAUGACGAUCUGGUGUUUCCAGAAAAAAAUUAUCCUCCAAUGGAUUAUCCACCAAAUCCAGAAGAAGAGCAUGUAGGCGAAAUACAAGUUUCUGAUAUGAUCGAUUUUCUUUGCAAAUACAUUCAGAAUGACAACAUUGGUGUGUUAUCCCAUGCCCAUUUAGCUUGGGCUGAUGUCCACCAUGAGGGUAUCUUCUCAGAAGUUUGUAUGAGCAUAGCCAAAAAGUACCCAUUAGUCUUGGACUUUGCCAAGUCUGGAUACACCUGUUAUUUGAAUUCUGAAGAGAAGGCUAAAUUGUAUCCUGAUUUUAUGGAAAAAGGUGCUGCCAACAAUAGUCGUAAGUCAACCAAGGCUUUAGGUUAUCUUUACAGAGUGGUGAGAAAUCUGGAGGCAUGUGUAAGUAAAGUGGAUGUUGCCAAUCUGGAGCACAAGGUUGAUGAAACAUUGGUCUAUUCAGGAUGGGAGCAUUACAAAGACUCUGCUGAGAAUCACAGGAUUAAGUACACGAACAGGAUAAAGAAUAUAUUAAAGAAAUAUGGCUUGCAAAAUGAAGCAGAAGUUCUUACUGGAUAUGUUGGAAAAAUGAAUGAAUACUCUACAAAUCGUUAUGAAGCAGAUAACACUCUUUCUAUUGCUAGAACAUAUAUUAUAGAUGCUAUUAAACGAUUCAGAGUGGAAUUUUAUAAAGCUUUCAAUGCUGAAAUCCAGACAGACAACAUAAGAGAAAGUGAGUUAAAAGAAGUUAAAUAUCGCAGAGCAUCUGCGUGGUAUAUUGUUACUUACAGUAAUAAGGACUCUUCAGUACUUAGUUUUCCAUGGAUCCUUCAUGAUCUGCUAUGUGAAAUAAGAGAAAAAAAUCUUAAAGCUCCUAUACCCGUACCCAGAAGUUCUUUCAUUGAAUCUUCAGAUGAAGAAUUGAUGCAUAUGUGUGAUCAAGAUCGUGGUGAUACAUGCUACUGCAUUUCAGUAUUGUAUAAGCAUGUUCAAGACUUGAUGACUAAAUCUUCUUUAAACUUAACUUUGUCUUCUGACAAUACUUUCUGUCGAACAUGUUUAAACAGAAUUAUUAACAAUUUCAAGAAAACUUGUGAACUCCAAUGUUGCUCAUUUAAGAAAAGAACUUGCCAAUGUAAAAAUUCUUGCUCACCAAUGAGGCUAGUCCUGAAGUUUUUGAAAUUUUAUGCUGCAAAAAUAUGCAAAGAAAUUACUCAUUGCUCUGGUUAUAUGCCUACAGGUAUAUGUAAAGGGUUUGAUGAAUUGAAUUUGCAGUCAGUUGCUCUCAGAACUUAUGCAUCUUUAGCCAUAACAAAGGACAUAAGAUGUUUGAGCAUAAACGAAAAUGAAUAUAUGACCUCAUCAGUGGAUGAUAAUCUUUAUGAAGAAGGUGAUCCAAUCCGAGUAAUGGUUACUGUGGAUUUUGAACGCCUAUACACUGAACAUAGUGAGGAAGUGAAAGCCAAACUCAAAGCAUUAUCCGGUGUAAGGGACAUAUUCAUAUCAUCUGAUAAAGAUGGCCAAGGGAAUUGGUUCUUCUUAGUACAGUCCAUUGGUAAACGAUGGCAGAGAUGGAAUUUAGAGGAACUUAUUAUGGAUGAGGGCAUAGUUGAUAGAUUAAAAUCAUGUUUUUUAAUAUGACAAUAUAUUUGUCCAUUUACUGAUUUUUAAAAUGCCUAAUAAAAUUCUAAUGAAAAUGUAAUGACAUUUUAAGAUGUCCUUUACAUGAUAAUUUCUAUAUUUUCUGGGUUAUUGAUAGAUAUUCGGAAAAUGCAUAUAUCAUUUCAAGCAACAUUUCGUAAUUAAUUGGUUGAAAUAGGAUGAGAAUGAGAUUUUUGGCAACAAAGUACAUUAUCCCCUAAUGUCAAAAGAACAUCAGAUUGUGAAUUUAAAAAAAAAAUUGAACAUUUAUUUAUUUUAUGAUAUUUAGUAAUUUGUUAUGAAUUAUUUGUAUAGUACUUAUAUUUUUAAAACACAAAAAGCAUUAAGUUUUAUAUAUUAUGUUUUUAUAAAGAAUUUUUAUAUUAGUAUUUUAUGAAUUUUAAUAUGUGUUUUUAAAUUGAAGGAUGAUAUUACAAUAAUAUAAAUGCAAUGAAAAUAGUAUAACAUGAUAUAAUUUCAUGUGUUAUGUUCAAGUAAAGAAUUACUUUUACUAGAAAUAUGAAUUGAAUCAUGAAUUUUAGUUGAAGUCACAUAAAAGUGACAUAUUAUUUUUUAAAGUAUGAAUGACUGUUUUUAACGUAUCGAAAUAAUCAA